GGGGGCGUCAUAUUGAAGUGUGGCGGUGGAUACCAGGAGUCGUUGGCCCACGCCGGUACCCGCAAUGGCAGGCCACUAACCAAGGUCAAGUACGCGAAGGCCGGCACCACAGAGAUCAUCGUGGGCUCUAACAAGUCCAUCUUGGGCAAGAACGGCAAAGGCGUCAUCAAGGGCAAAGGACUUCGCAUCAAGAACGCUCAGAACGUCAUCAUUCGUGACAUCAGCAUCACAGACAUAAACCCGAAAGUCGUCUGGGCAGGCGACGCGCUGGCCUUCGACAACGUGAAGAACGUGUGGGUGCACGGCGUCACCUUCGCGGUAAGGAGACACUUAGGCUAAGGUGCCCAGUUUACUGAAGAUUUGAGCAUA
Messenger RNA from Thrips palmi, 369 nucleotides. Its product is annotated as probable pectin lyase A. The annotation marks the transcript as partial. The record is from RefSeq and is a predicted model, not a curated record. The transcript has 2 exons. Lineage: Eukaryota; Metazoa; Arthropoda; Insecta; Thysanoptera; Thripidae.